Molecule: messenger RNA, 2354 nt
Organism: Arabidopsis arenosa
Lineage: Eukaryota; Viridiplantae; Streptophyta; Magnoliopsida; Brassicales; Brassicaceae
Source: the annotation of a GenBank genome assembly
ACUUUUUCUCCUUCUUCUCCUGCCUUGUGAAUCUUCUUCCAUGGCUUCUGAUUCUCACUCUCCAACUGUUACUACACCUGAAAAGCCAUUGGAGAACAAGGUGAGCGAGGAAGCUAAGUUGAUGGAGAAAGAGAUAGUUUCUUCGGAUUCUGCAGAUGUGGUGAAUAAUAAACCGGCAUCAGAUUCAAACCCGGUGGUUACUAAAGAAGAGGAGAUUCAUCAAACUCCUGUAGGUGAACCAGAGAAAGAAUCACCUUCACUGGUGGAAGAGGUUGGAGCAGUUGUGAAAGCAGAGGAAUCUACAGAGACAGAGAAACAUGAAAAUGGUGAGAAGGAAGCUGAACAACUGGAACUUGAAGAACCAAUCCUUGUGAAAGAGGGUGUUACAGAAGUUAAUGUUGAAGCUGGUGAUGCGGAGAAAGCAGAAGACAAGCCAACCGUGGAGAGUGUUGUUGAAGAAGACAAUAAGGAUAAGGAGGAGACGAAGAUUGUUGAUGUAUCUGAAUCAACAGAUGAAGCUGGAGGCAAACAGGUGGAACCAGAUGUUCAAUCUGUUAGAGAUGCAGAGAAAACAGAAGAGAAGCCAACAGUGGAGAGUGUUGCUGAAGAAGACAAUAAGGAUAAGGAGGACACAAAGAUUGUUGAUGUGUCUGAAUCAACAGAUGAGGCUGGAGGCAAACAAGUGGAACCAGUUGAUGUUCAAUCUGUUAGAGAUGUAUCUGCAGAGACUGAAGAAGAGAAAAUCAAAGAUGUGGAGGUUCUUGAAGUCCAGCCAGAGCCAGAGGCUUCCGAAAAAGUUGAGACUCAGCCUGAGAAAGCAAAGGAAUUGGAACCAGAAGUUGAAGUAGUAACGGCAGAGGAAACACCUGAAGCAGCAGAACAAGCUAAGGUUGAGCUUGAGGUAAAGCUGGAGGAUGUAAUUGUUGAGGACAAAGACUCUGAAAUGAACCCCAAAGAUGAAAAGACUUCUGAAUCUGGUUCUGCUUUGUGCCCUGAGGAAAUUGUAUCGACAAACCAAGAAUCAGACACUGACCCCAAAAAGGAGACUGAAAGAGACGCUUCUUCUCCUAUUGACGUCAUUGAGAAGGCCAUUACAGAAGAGAAGCAUGUAGUGGAUGAACCAGCAAAGGAGGAAAAACCUUCUGAAUCAGGUGCUGCUUUGUCCCCUGAGAAAGUUGUACCAAUAAACCAAGAUUCAGAGGAAACUGAAGGAGAAGCUUCUGCUCCUGCUGAUGUCAUUGAGAAGGCCAUUACUGAAGAGAAUUAUGUAGUAGGUGAACCAUCAAAGGAUGAAACGACUACUGAAUCUGGUUCUGCUUUGUGCCCUGAGAAAGUUGUACCGACAAACCAUGAUUCAGACACAAACCCCAAAAAAGAGACUGAGGGAGACGUUUCUGCUCCGGCUGAUAUCAUUGAGAAGGCCAUUGCUGAAGAGAAGCAUGUAGUCGAAGAACCAUCAAAUAAGGAAAAAACUCCUGAAUCUAGUUCUGCUUUGUGCCCUGAGAAAGUAGCACCCACAAACCAAGACCAAGAAACAGAACCCAAAAAGGAGACCGAAGGAUACGUUCCUUCUCCAGCUGAUGUCAUUGAGAAGACCAUUACUGAUGAGAAGCAUGUAGUCGAAGAGCCCUCAAAGGAUGAAAAAGAGAAUGUAAGUGAAGCCAAAGAUGUCGUUACCAAACUAGCUGCAGAAGAUGAGAACAUCAAGAAAGAUACUGAACCACCUGUUGCAGAAGGAAAGAGCGAAGAGACUUUGAAAGAAACUGAUACAGGAUCAGGAGAGAAAGAAGCUGCAACAAACAAACAAGAGGAACCAGUUACAGAAAAAGUAGCAGAGGUUGUAGAGACAGCACCUGUUGUUAAAGAGAUCGAUGAGCCGAAACAAGAAGCAGAAGUCACAACCAAAGAAGUUCCUGCUAAGCAAAAACAUUCAAACAGCAUAAUAUCAAAGGUGAAGCAAUCUCUUGUUAAGGCAAAGAAAGCAAUCAUUGGAAAAUCUCCAAGCUCUAAGACUAUUACAACUGAAGAAGCCAAAGAAGAAAUCAAAGUCAAGUGAUAAAGUGUUCAAGUUUAAAGUUUUCAGUCAGGUUGAGUUUUGGAUAUGUUUGAUUCUGACGUUGUUUGGUUAUCUUCCGGGAAUUCUUUACGCUCUUUAUAUCAUCACCAAGUGAUUUUUCCAAUAUCCUCUGUUCUUUCCUCUUGCUCCUCGUAAGCUUUCUUUCUCCACGAUCUCUCUCCCUCAAUGUAUAUUAAUCCAAUCAUAUAAACAUACAUAUGCGUAGAUGUGAUGAACAUAGAACGAGAUUAGAUGAAUUAUCUUUGAUAUACUAGAACAAUAUAUGUUUUACACUAAG